Molecule: messenger RNA, 937 nt
Organism: Cyprinodon variegatus (sheepshead minnow)
Lineage: Eukaryota; Metazoa; Chordata; Actinopteri; Cyprinodontiformes; Cyprinodontidae
Gene: calml4a
Product: calmodulin like 4
Exons: 5
Coding region: 65-526 (153 amino acids)
Cellular component (GO): myosin II complex
Molecular function (GO): calcium ion binding
Source: RefSeq, a predicted model, not a curated record
GCACCGGUGACGUUAGUUAUAGAGCUCACUCUUCUUCCUGGAGGGAAAACUAACAGCUUUAGAAAUGGCUAAAUUCUUUACACCAGCUCAAAUCAGCGAGUUUAAAGAAUGCUUCUCCCUGUAUGACAAAAAACUGAAGGGUAAAAUCGAUUCCAAAGAUCUGAUAACAGUUAUGCGCUGCCUGGGUUCAAGCCCCACACCGGGGGAAAUAGAACGACAUCUUCAAGUUCAUAAAAUAGGAAAAAAAGGAGAGGUAGACUUCUCUACGUUCCUGAUCAUGAUGCACAGACAGAUGCAGCAAGAGGAUCCGAAGAACGAAAUCCUGGAGGCCUUUAGGAUGACGGACAAGCAGAAGAGAGGAUAUAUCCAGGCGUCUGAGCUGCGGGCCAAACUUACCACAUUAGGAGAAAAACUCACUAACAGAGAAGUGGAUGAACUCUUCAGAGAAGCAAACAUCAGGUCAAAUGGCAACAUCAAGUAUGCAGAGUUCACCCAAAUGGUGACACUGCCACCGGUCGAUUAUUGAUCAGAGGUCAAAUUAAACAGACUGAAUAAUUUAAAACAAUGAGUGAGAAAGAAACAAACCUGCAGAGGCUGAAGCUCAUGUUUGCAUCCUGUGGAAAUACUAACUCUACAGUGCCUCAGACUGCAGCACCUUAAUUAUAGUUUGAUUCAUUAAUUGAAAUACACCUAAAAUUUUCCUUAUCUGUCUUCAUUAUGCACAGUCAGUCCUCACAGGCAAUAAUAAACAUGAGAAUAUCGUCAUCCUAGUUUUAACCAACAUACUUUUAUUUUGUUUUGAAGAUAAGUGUUUUAAAACCCAAGACUUUAAAAAAAUAAUUAGUAAACUUAUGAUUCAGGUUUAUGAUUUUAUUUAUCCUAAUCUGUCUCAAUGAUUAUAUGUGAAUAACUGGCAUUUUAUUUUAUUAAGGGAGGA